Mobula hypostoma (lesser devil ray) is the source of this 2805-nucleotide messenger RNA. Its product is annotated as gastrula zinc finger protein xLCGF3.1-like. The transcript has 2 exons. NCBI's taxonomy places the organism in Eukaryota, Metazoa, Chordata, Chondrichthyes, Myliobatiformes, Myliobatidae. Gene Ontology annotation, molecular function: RNA polymerase II cis-regulatory region sequence-specific DNA binding; DNA-binding transcription factor activity, RNA polymerase II-specific. Gene Ontology annotation, cellular component: nucleus. Gene Ontology annotation, biological process: regulation of transcription by RNA polymerase II. The record is from RefSeq and is a predicted model, not a curated record. The coding region runs from base 1658 to 2665 and encodes 335 amino acids.
UCGUGAUUUUAACACCGACUUCGGGACAAUUGUUGUGAGAUGCGGAUACCGUGGCCCGCAAUCCCGGGACAGUCCUGCUCUCUUCCCUCUCUCUCAGCCCCACGAUCCGUACACGGGCCCCGGGGAGCUUCCGGCUGAUGAGGGAAUGGGAACCGAUGGAUCUCUCAGACAGAGCUGAGCUCCAACUAUCUAAAUGCAAGGAUUGGGAACUCGGAGAAAGGGAACAAAAUUUUUUACAUCACCAGUUGAGAAAAUCACCUUUGCUCUGCCUCCAAUCACAAACGAGAAAAUCUGCAAAUGCUGGAAAUCCAAGCAACUACACACAAAUUGCUGGAGGAAUUCAGCAUUAGUACUGUUUUCCACAGGUGCUGCCUGCCCUGCUGAGUUUAUCCAGCAUUUUGUGUGUGUUGCUUGUUCUGCCUCCUCUUGUUCUGGACUUUUCUACCCGUGAGAACAUGUUUGACCCACUCUGUCUGGGUACAUAAUGAUAUCAAACACCUUUGCACUGGGCAACAAGUAGCUUUCACAUCACAAAUGUGCCAGACUCCUAUGAGACAGACUACUGCCCUUCCCUUCAUAUUAAUUGCAAUUGCCAUCAAUGAGUUCACCACCGUCAGUCACCUGGGGGAGGGUUCAGUGGAAAUAUUUAUGUACAAUACAGAAACUGGUGUUACCUGUGUGUAUUGUGGUGAUGCAAAAGUUGCUGGAGAAUUUGCAAGUGGGAAGAAGUGGAGUGAUAUUUGAAAAUCUGACUUUUUAUAGCAUCAGUUAGCAAACAAAUCACCUAUGGACGGUGUGCAAAUGCUCUGCCGAGAAAAUCCUUCAUUACCCACUACAGGCCUGAAUAGGUUGUGUGAGAGUGCAAAUGAAGUCAAUCAAACCCAGAGCAGAUAAAAAUUAUUAUUGACAGUGAUUUGCUUGCUGUUAAAAUGAGAACCUCCAUAUAUAAAAUUCAGUGUACACAUGUUGUGUCACCAGUUUAAGGAGUUGGAGCUGGAAAUGAAUGAAUUCUGGAUUAAUCGGGAGUCGGAGUGGUGAUUGAUAUGACAUUGAAGAGAGGAGUUGGACACAGAGUCUAUAGAAGUGAGGCAAAGCAGCAUCAACUUCAUGGACCCUGUACAGAUUACAGAGGUGGAGGUGUUUCCUGUCUUAAGGCAAAUUAGCGUGGAUAAAUUCCCAGGGCCUGACAAGUUGUUCCCUGGGACCCUGCAGAAGACAAGUGCAGAAAUCGUCAGGGCCCAAGCACAGUGUGAUGUCAGAUCACAUCUUGGUGACUAAAGUGAUCUCAUCUGAAAUGUUGUCCUUCACCCACUGAUGUAUUUUGUAAAUCUUUUCACAGGUUAAGAACGGCAAGGAAUUUGUCUCCCAGAAUCUCAGAGACAACACGCCAGUGUUGCCCUUCUUGUCCAUUAAGAAGUGGAUCGAGGGAUUCACUCAGUCAUCCUUCCUGCUCACACUGUUGGAAUGGAUUCACUCAGUCAUCUGAACUGAAAGUCCAUCAGCAUUUCCACACUGGGACAAGGCCACUCACUGAUCUGUAUGUGGGAAGGGAAUUAGUCAGUCAUCCUACCUGCGGACACAUCAGUCAGUUCACACUGGGCAGAGGCUGGCCACCUGCUGAAUCUGUGGGGAAGGAUUCACUCGAUCAUCUGACCUAAUGGCUCACCAGCGAAUUCACACCGGGGAACGGCCAUUCACCUGCUUGGACUGUGGGAAGGGAUUCACUCGCUCAUCAAACCUACUAGCACACCAAACAGUUCACACUGGGGAGAGGCCGUUCACCUGCUCAGAAUGUGGGAAGGGAUUCGCUCGCUCAUCCAAUCUGCAGGCACACCAGGCAGUUCACACAGGGGAGAAGCCGUUUACCUGCUCAGACUGUGGGAAAGGAUUUAUUCUGUCAUCUCAACUGAAGGUACAUCAGCGAGUUCACACUGGGGAGAGGCCAUUCACCUGCUCAGACUGUGGGAAGGGAUUCAUUCUGUCAUCUCAACUGAAGGUACAUCGGCAAAUUCACACUGGGGAGAGGCCAUUCACCUGUUCAGACUGUGGGAAGGGAUUCACUCGGUUAUGUCAACUGAAGGUACAUCAGCGCAUUCACACUGGGGAGAAGCCUUUCACCUGCUCAGAGUGUGGGAAAGGAUUCACUCAGUCAUCCCACCUACAGGCACACCAGUCAGUUCACACUGGGAAAUGGCCGUACACCUGCUCAGACUGUGGGAAAGGAUUCACUAGGUCAUCUGGCCUAAAGACACACCAAUCAGUUCACACUGGAGUGUGGCCAUUCACCUGCUCAGAAUGUGGGAAGGGAUUCUCUCAAUCAUCCAACCUUCUGGCUCACCAGUCAGUUCACACCAGGGAGAGGCCAUUUACCUGCUCAGUCUGUGGGAUGGGAUUUACUUCGUCAUCUCACCUACUGAGACACCAGUCAGUUCACACGGGGAAGAGGCCGUUCACCUGCUCGGAUUGUGGGAAGACAUUCACUCAGUUCUCCAGCCUACAGACACACCAGACAGCCCACACUGGAAAGAAGCAAUCACCUGCUCAGACUGUGGAAGAGGAUUCACUCAGUCAUCCACCCUACAGAGACACCAGUCAGUUCACACAGGGGAGUGGCCGUUCACCUGCUCAGACUGUGGGAAGGGAUUCAUUGGGAGAUUUCAACUGAAGGUUCAUCGAAGAGUUCACACUGGGGAGAGGCCAUUCACCUGCUUAGACUGUGGGAAGGGAUUCACACAGUUAGCUAGCCUACAAGCACACCAGUCAGUUCACUCUGGGGAGAAGCCAUUUACCUGCUCGGACUGUGGG